Trichophyton rubrum CBS 118892 is the source of this 1194-nucleotide messenger RNA. RefSeq lists its product as uncharacterized. The record is from RefSeq and is a predicted model, not a curated record. Lineage: Eukaryota; Fungi; Ascomycota; Eurotiomycetes; Onygenales; Arthrodermataceae. Gene Ontology annotation, cellular component: membrane; endomembrane system. The coding region runs from base 304 to 1194 and encodes 296 amino acids. The transcript has 3 exons.
GAAAACAAUUAGGAUCCUAUCCAUCCAUAUAUUUAAUUUCUUUCUGUGAUUAAAUUUAGUUCCAAACAACUUUGAGUUAUAUCAUUUCGGCUGGUCUGAUCUAUAUAGUUAACUGGCUAAUUAACUUGUCACUAUCUGCGUUCAUUGCACAUGUGACCAGGAUCAGCUCCAGGUUGAUAAUUCUAAACUUCCACAUCAUCACCAACAACUCCAAAAGCCCACCAUUUCCUUGUUCUGACCCCAUAGCCCCUUUAAGCCAGGCUCGGGGUAUAACUACGGCAUAGUAGGCUUUUGAGUGUGGCAAUGGCCAAUGUACGAUACAGAGCCAGGGGCAGCAAUUACGCUCAAGCAGAUGGCUUGAAUCAGUUCGAUGACAGCGUGUACCCCGGUAGGAGGACGGCAGUUGUGGAAGAAUUGAACACAAGUGAUGAAGAAGAUGAGGGAGUCAAGCAGAUUGAACCAACUGAACCGAAAACGGAGCAGAAUAGCAGCCCCAGCAUAGGGAUUGUCGAUAUAUUACGGUUUUUAUUCUUGGUUUUUAUCAUAUCAUCGGGUUUAUCCUACUACAUUACUUCGGAUUCAAUAAUAUGGGGUUACCAACGACCGUGGUUUACAAGGCCGCAAGUGUUGCUAAGAUACUUUAAAGGUCCUCUGAUUCUCUCUCGCUCGGAAUUGUCUUUAUACAACGGCACAGAUCCCAAUCUCCCUGUGUAUGUCUCUGUAAACUACACUAUCUAUGAUGUCUCUGCAAACCGACGCAUGUACGGCCCGGGAGGAGGCUAUGGGUUCUUUUCUGGUCGAGACGCAACGCGUGCAUUUGUAUCGGGUUGUUUCAAAGAAGACCUGACCUCCGAUCUGCGCGGGUUAGAGGAGAUGUAUAUGCCUAUCGAAGACGUCCCAGACGAGGAAUUGACUAGCGCCCAAAAAAAGAUUCGACGAGAGAAGGAGUUAAGAGAGGCACGAGCCAACGUUAGGAGGCAGGUUUUACAUUGGCAGAACUUCUUUGCUGACAGCCACAAAUACUUUGAAGUCGGCAAGUUGAUACAUGAUGGGGAAGAUGAGAAAGGGGAGAAGAGAGAACUCUGUGCCAGUGCUCAGGCAGCGAGGCCGAAGAGGUCUGAGAUGAAAAAAGGGACAGCAGCUAAAAGCCAGCCUACGUAUCCUCCGGGCGUGAAGAAGGGAGGAAAGCAUUGA